Messenger RNA from Lecanosticta acicola, 1909 nucleotides. The record is from the annotation of a GenBank genome assembly. Lineage: Eukaryota; Fungi; Ascomycota; Dothideomycetes; Mycosphaerellales; Mycosphaerellaceae.
AUGAGCAACGUCGCGACCAAGUCAAACACAAAUCUGGCCGGGAACAAGAGACGCAGUCUCUCCGGUCAGGGAGGUCUGCUGAACAGGAUGUUCGGCAGCUCCAACAACGGCAGCAAGGAAGCGAUUGACACGUCUGCCCCUGCGGCCGGAGAUGGCCCCAUGGCCGAGUCGCCUAACAGUCCGAACCUCACCAACCACAUCAGCGCUAUCCAAGAGAACAAGGACGAAGGCGAGGACGAAGUCGCCAGCGAUCUCAGAAGUCCCGCGCGCAAGUCGGCUGAUGACGGUCCUCAAACCGAGAAGAAGAGAAGAAGCAGUGGUGUGGGCCGAGCGCGUGAUCUCUUCAGCAGCGCGAAGCAGUCACUGUCCAACCUCAGCAGCUCGCCGGAACACAAAGCCGCUGGAGGCAACCAGACUCCAAUGCAGAAGCUAGGAAGGUCGGAUCCCGCGCUCAACGUGCCACAGGGCUCCCGGAACAACUCGGCUGGAGAGUCAAAUCCAGGUCCCAGAUCGACUUUCCGUGUCGGCGUGACCGAGGACAAGAACAAGAAAUGCCGGCGUACGAUGGAAGACACUCAUGCAUACCUCUACAACUUCUUGAGCACGCCAGCACCUUCACUCAGUGCGGGAACGCCAUCCAAGAAGCGGAACUCUCUUUCGCUCACCGAGUCCCAGUCCCGUGACUCCACCAUGUCGGAUGCCAGUCUGAGCACCAAGACCAGCACGGACAAGGACGUCAUGGAGACGGACAAUGGAUACUUCGCAAUCUUUGACGGCCACGCGGGCACCUUUGCAGCAGAGUGGUGCGGUAAGAAGGUACACCUCUUGUUGGAAGAGGUCAUCCGCAAGAACCCCAACACGCCGAUUCCAGAGCUGCUUGACAUGACAUUCACAUCUGUUGACCAGCAGCUGGAAAAGCUUCCCUUGAAGAACAGCGGGUGUACCGCAGUGACUGCAGUGCUUCGCUGGGAAGACAGGAUACCGAACACCAACUCUGCCACGGGCUCUACGUCGAUUGCUCCAGCGGCGGCUGCGGCCCAGUCUCAGAAAUCAGAGACGAAGCCAGAAGCUCAAGGUAACGCAGAGUCGCUCAACGUGGAGUCCAAGCUAAGAGAGUCAGCGUCGCGCCAGCGUGUGCUCUACACCGCCAAUGUUGGCGAUGCUCGCAUUGUCUUGUGCCGCAAUGGUAAGGCUUUGCGCCUGUCAUACGACCACAAAGGUAGCGAUGAGAACGAAGGCAAGCGUAUUGCGGGCGCUGGAGGUCUGAUCCUGAACAACCGAGUCAACGGCGUUCUAGCGGUUACUCGCGCAUUGGGCGACGCAUACAUGAAGGACCUGGUCACCGGACAUCCCUACACCACCGAAACCGUCAUCCAGCCAGAUAUUGACGAGUUUCUCAUUCUGGCAUGCGAUGGAGUAAGUUUCAAACAAAGGAUGAUUUCUCAAUCAACUACUAACAGAAUCCACGCAGCUUUGGGACGUCUGUUCAGAUCAAGAGGCCGUCGACCUCGUGCGGAACAUUCAGGACCCGCAGGCAGCAUCGAAGGCUCUGGUGGACCAUGCUUUGGCCCGAUUCUCGACCGACAACCUCUCGUGCAUGAUCGUCCGCUUUGACAACAAGGCAUUGCAGCAAACGCAGCAAGGAACAGAUAACCUUAUCGGCGUCGAAGGCGAUCCGUCUACGAAAGCUGGCGGCAUCAGCGAAGCCGAGGCCAUUGUUAGCGAGACGAAGAAACAUAUCGACGGGGGUGGCGAGCCGGCCGGUCUGUCGCGUCCCAUGACGGGUGAGGUCAUGGAGGAGGUGGAAGCGAACCAGGAAGCGGGCCCAGAACUGAACGCGGCGGCGCUGGAAGCAGCUCGGAAAGACCAUAAACCCAAGGUUGCGGAGGAGGCACCGCCGGGACAGUGA